AUGCUCCCUCUAUUACUAUUUGUUACAUCAUUUUUGAUUACUAUCACCUCAGCACAAUUCAAUGGUGUGUUAUAUGGUACAGGUACCACUGAACAAUUGAAGUUUACCUUCGGUAGUGACAGCAGCAGUUCUAGCAUAUCGCCAAUCAAUGAGUUCAUCGCCACCGGUAAUUUCCAAAGCACUGCUGGGUCAGAAAGUUUAGAAGUUUCCAAAUCUCAUCAACCGGCGAUUAUGCUCUCUGAUUUCUAUUUCAAAUACGGCAGAUUAACUUACGAAGUUAAAAUGGCCACGGGGCAAACCCUCACUUCUGCCAAAAUGUACAGUAGUUCCACCGGGGUUGGUCUUUCAGUAGGUGGGGUCACUCCAACAACAGUAUAUCCUACGUUGAACGGCACUUAUCUAGAUAAUGAUGGCUAUGAUACUGGGUGUGAUUUGACUGAUGGAUAUCAUAAUUAUACUUUUGAAUGGUCCAAAGACACCAUCCAAUAUUUCUUCGAUGAUAAACUCAUAAAGACCGUCAACAGUUCGAGCGAAUAUUUCAUCAUUGAUCCCGCCACUAUUGGGUUCAUGAUCGAAAGAAUUUCAGAAAAAUCUUCCAAAAACAAGAAAGACGAGAGUGCUCAUUUGAAAUCCAUCACUUUAAACGAUGCCACUGGGUCGUACUUUUAUGUGCUGAAAACCCCAGAUACAGUUUACACACUGGCAGAUCUCAUGGAUGGUGACAGGGUUAUAAUGAAAAAUAGCCUUGAUUUACUGCCAUUUAUUGUGGGAAAUAAUCUGACAAGUGCUGGUUCAUCUAGAACCACUACUACUUUGAGUCCUGCUAAAACCAAUUGA
Messenger RNA from Saccharomycopsis crataegensis, 837 nucleotides. RefSeq lists its product as uncharacterized. The record is from RefSeq and is a predicted model, not a curated record. NCBI's taxonomy places the organism in Eukaryota, Fungi, Ascomycota, Saccharomycetes, Ascoideales, Saccharomycopsidaceae. The coding region runs from base 1 to 837 and encodes 278 amino acids. Gene Ontology annotation, molecular function: hydrolase activity, hydrolyzing O-glycosyl compounds. Gene Ontology annotation, biological process: carbohydrate metabolic process. The transcript has a single exon.